AUGGAGGCUGCGCUGUUCAGCUCGUCGAUCAAGGCCGCCUCUUCGCUGAGCGCGCGCCGCCAACUACGACAGCUGCCCCGAUCGUCCAUCUGCCAGAGGUGCUUGCUACACACGACUGCUGCAAAGGGCGCCACUCCAGUGGCGCAUCCCACCGUGCCCGGUCCUCCUCCUUCGGCGCCGCAAGCUGCCGUAUCGCACUCCCAGAAUAGAGUCGCGAGGAAACAGCAGCAAGCAGAAUCGUUGCGCCACGGACAAAACAUCAAGCCAGACCCGGCAAAGCCUACCUCAGCUCUGCAGAAGCGCUUCUGGAAGAAUGUAUCAGUCAAGGAGACGGACGAGGGCUUGCAGGUAUUGCUGGAUACGCGCCCAGUGCGGACAGCAUCGCGGCAGGUCCUGACACUACCGAAGAGCAAAAGAGCGCUCGCCACCGCCAUAGCAUUGGAGUGGGAUCACCUAGUGUCUGCGCAACAAGCAUUGAAGCAGCACUACAUCCCUAUGACCUCCAUCACGUCGCGAGCCGUAGACAUCGAAGCAGCCGACCAGCAAGGCAACGCCACGAUUAGGGAAAACUUGGUGAAAAUGGUGAUGCGAUAUCUGGCUACCGACACAUUGCUAUGUUGGGCACCAGAGAAGAGCAGACACGAUCCAAUGGAGAACAUGUCAACGAGACAGAACGCGCCAGAGAAGAACCUACGGCAACGACAAAAGGAUGUCGCAGAACCCAUCCUUGCAUUCUUGACAACCCACAUAUUCCCCGGCAUCAACAUUGUCGAAGUGCUCAGCGAAGACAGCAUCAUUCCCAAGUCGCAGCCGGAGAUGACUACCGAAGUCGUUCGAGGCUGGGUUAGCGGUCUUGCACCAUACGACCUUGCCGCACUAGAAAGAGCCGUGUUGGCGACGAAGAGCUUACUGAUCGCGGUGCGCCUGCUGGUCGAAUGGAGUCAGGAAUGGAGACAUCUUCAGAAAGGACCUGGAAUGGAUACAGCUAGAUUCGGAAUAGAGCAAGCUGAAGUGGCAGCCACAUUAGAGACAGUGCACCAGACCGAGCAGUGGGGCGAGGUUGAGGAUACCCAUGAUGUGAACAAAGAGGAUUUGCGCCGACAGCUGGGCAGUGCAAUUCUGCUUGUAAGUUAG
Molecule: messenger RNA, 1134 nt
Organism: Fulvia fulva
Lineage: Eukaryota; Fungi; Ascomycota; Dothideomycetes; Mycosphaerellales; Mycosphaerellaceae
Exons: 1
Coding region: 1-1134 (377 amino acids)
Biological process (GO): mitochondrial proton-transporting ATP synthase complex assembly
Cellular component (GO): mitochondrion
Source: RefSeq, a predicted model, not a curated record